This is a messenger RNA of Cottoperca gobio, 4779 nucleotides long. It is a transcript of the gene smap2, whose product is annotated as small ArfGAP2. Gene Ontology annotation, cellular component: cytoplasm. The coding region runs from base 298 to 1758 and encodes 486 amino acids. The transcript has 9 exons. The record is from RefSeq and is a predicted model, not a curated record. Gene Ontology annotation, molecular function: GTPase activator activity. NCBI's taxonomy places the organism in Eukaryota, Metazoa, Chordata, Actinopteri, Perciformes, Bovichtidae.
AGCUGCGGUUUAAAGUCGACCUUAAAUUUUGAAGCUUAGCAUUUUACUAGGUGUUUUUCUCCACGUUGCGUCUUGAUUAAUAUUAGUAUUAGUAUUAGUAUUUGCAUAACCCGCAUGCUGGUUGGCUGAGAGGCAAUCAUCCCAUCUUGGUGAAACAAACUCGCCCUGCUUUACAGCGAGGAGGAGGAACGGAGCGUAUCUGCUCUGGACACACUCUGCUUUAAUUAAUCAAAUAAGAAGCUAUUUGACAAAAGCCGGCAAGGACUCCAGGGGCUGUGGAGGAGGUGGACUAGUGCAAUGAUGACGGGCAAAUCUGUGAAAGACGUUGACAGAUACCAGGCUGUUCUCAACUCUUUACUGGCGCUGGAAGAUAAUAAAUACUGCGCUGACUGCGAAUCAAAAGGUCCAAGAUGGGCGUCCUGGAAUUUGGGCAUCUUCAUUUGUAUCCGUUGUGCUGGUAUCCAUCGAAACCUGGGCGUCCACAUCUCCAAGGUCAAGUCUGUCAAUCUGGACCAGUGGACACAGGUGCAGGUCCAGUGUGUUCAGGAGAUGGGAAACGCCAAAGCCAAACGUCUCUACGAGGCUUUCUUACCCGAGUGCUUCCAUCGCCCUGAGACGGACCAGUCUGCAGAGAUGUUCAUCAGGGACAAGUACGACAAGAAGAAGUACAUUGAUAGGGUCAUUGACAUCCAGAUGCUCAGGAAAGAAAAGAGCUGCGACAAUAUACCCAAGGAACCAGUUGUGUUUGAGAAGAUGAAAUUGAAAAAAGACGUCAGCCCCAAAACAGAUUCCCAGUCUGUUACAGACCUGCUUGGAUUAGAUACCCCUGCUCCAAGUCCUGCCGUGUCUAAUGGCGGAGGAUGUAUUUCAGACAGUAAUGGGAGCCCAGCAGUGUCCAAUACAGCUCUGGCGCACUCUGCACUCGAUCUCUUCAGCUCCCUGCCAGCACUCUCCUCUUUUUCCUCUAAAAGAAACACGCCUGUUUCCAGCUCCAUGCCUCAGAGCAGAGUGACCGCUUCGGUGCCUGAAAACCUCAGUCUGUUCCUGGAUCGGACACCAAAAGCAGAAGGGGGCACUGUUAGGAAACUGUCCAAGGACUCUAUUCUCUCCCUGUACGCCUCCACCCCCUCAGUUCUCUCCAGCAGUAUGUCUACUCACGGCUUGUACAUGAACCAAAUGGGAUACCCGACGCACCCAUACGGAUCGUACCAUUCUUUAGCCCAGGCAGGUGGAAUGGGCAGCGCCAUGAUGACACCAAACAUGGCCAUGAUGGGACAGCAACAGAGCGGCCUGAUGGGACAGCAGAAUGGCUUGAUGGGUGCCCAGGGUGUCAUGGCACAGCCUAGUGGCGCUAUGGUGUCACCCUACAUGACAGGGAUGACCCAGGGCAUGAUGGGACAGCAGCAAAGCGGAAUGAUGGUGCAACAGCAGAGUGGGAUGAUGGUACAGCAGCAGAGUGGGAUGAUGGUACGGCAGCAGAGUGGGAUGAUGGGACAACAACAGAGGGGGAUGGUGGGGCCGCAGCAGAAUAGCAUGAUGGGACAACAACAGAGUGGGAUGAUUGGACAGCAGCAGGUUGGAGGUUUACCUCAUCAGCAGGCGCAACAUGCCCAGCAGCUACAGUGGAACAUUACCCAGGGCAGCGUGGCCGGCAUGAAUGUCUGUAACACCAACGGUGUGAUGGGAUACAGCAGUCAACAAACGGGAGCCUCGACAACUCAAAGCUCAGCGCACAUGACAGCACAUGUUUGGAAAUAAUUAUCUACAAGAGAAGCGAUGUAACGCCAAUAACCCGAAAAAGAGAGGGGAACUGAGUUGUAGGAAUCUGUGGAUCAGACUCUCCAGGAGACAUUUUGAAAUGCAAGGGAGGAGGAGGAGGAGGAGGAGGAGGGAGAGGAGAGGAGACCUGUGUGAAGAAGAAAAAGGAUUGGGAAAACACCACUACCUCUCUUUCUCUCUCCUCUCUGCCCAUGCUUCCUCUUCUCAUCCAUGGCCAUGUUUUGCAUAUAUCCAUAUUUGCCUUCAGAACACUUUGGUAUGAUGACCAACACAACAGGGUUCAGAGGUUCAAUGGUUAGGACUAGACAUCGUUCUUUGUACCUAGCCUGUAUGUACGUGCUGUGUGUGGGUGUCAACCAACUUCUUGACUUAAAAGAACAGUGGGCUUUUGGGAGAAUUUCAUAGUUUUUUUUUACUUGAUGAGAAUCAGAAGAAAAUGCAACGCUCACGUACCAUAACUCAAUUGGUUGAUGUGCUUGAAUAUUGACUUUUUUUUAGAACAAGACGCAUUUCCCUUAAAAGGAUGGAGACAUAUCUUAUUGCAAGGCUAAAAGUUAAGGCUAAUAUUUUUAUAUCUGUUGAAUAGUUUGCCAUUUUGGGAAAUGUGUUUAUUUGCCUUUUUUUUGCUGCGAGUGAGAUGAGAAGAUCAAUAGCACUCUUAUGUACGGCAAAUAUGAAGCUACCAGCAGAAGCUAGUUAGCUUAUCUUAGCUUAGCAUAAAGACUAGAGACAAAACAACCAGCCUGACUCUAUCCAAAGACUUUGUACGCAUUAAACAAAUGAGCUAUAACAUGUUAAUCAGUGAGCUUUAGAUGUGCUGGUGUUGCUACGACAGAGACAGGCUAGCCGUUUCCAGUCUUUGUGCUAAGCUAACUGGCUGUUGUCAUUAGCUUCAUAUGUAGCCUACCAUGCAGACAUGAUCGUGGUAACGAUUUUCUCGUCUAACUCUCUGCAAGAAAGUGAAUUAGCGUUCAGCUUAUAUCAAACCAAAAUGUCCAACUAUUCUUUUAACCUAGCGUUAACACUUUUUAUAAACAAAUAAUUCACAACAGGAUCCGACAAUUAGCUUAAUUUUAGCUGCAACUAUAUCUGCGAAGGAAGGAGCAACGUCAAAGCUUUCAAGCGCACAGGGGGAUAAGAUUUUGAUGUUAAUGGGCAAAUUAUUUAAAAUGAUAUUACCCUUCUUGUAAGAGGAGAAUCAAGCUAGGCUAGUCUACGCUAGUCUGUUAUUUCAUCACACCCUCAAGCUGCAAGUUAGAGGGCCAAAAAGGCAUUUGGCUACUGAAUUAGCCUGGCUCUGUUUAAAUACUUAAUAUAAAUUCUUAGAUCCUCACUGUCCCACAAGUUAACGCAGCUACUAAACCUACAUCCCUUAUUUAUGAUGUCUUCUACUCAAUUUACCGAGGGCUUCUUUUAGAAAUCAUUAUCUACUCCUGACUUUUAAGUGUCAAAAGUCCUAAACUGGAUUUUUGGAGACCAAAGAUCAACGCUAGCUUUAUUAUGGUUGUACAGUAUUCCAAUGCUUUGUGAUAUCUGUGUAGCCACUUAACUAGUGAUAAGUAGAACAUUUAAUUCAGCACUCCUUUAACGGUAUGUUUGGGUCGAACCUACUCGAUGAAUGUUUGGGCAUAUCAAUUCACUGUGCUAUUUCCUCAGACAGGGUGGGACACUUUAAAAAGUCACUUGCAUGCGUGUAAAUGUUGAGGUAACGCUCACACACCUCAAGUUAAUCUACCUUGUACAAUAGAGGCCUCGAAUAAUGUUGAAUGUCUGUAUAUAAGAGAGAAAUAGAGAGAGAGAGAGGUGGGGGGGACAAAGGACAACUCAAAAGAUACAGAUCAUGUUUCAGAUUCUUCCACUGAAUUGCAUGAGGGGAAUGUUUAUCUAGCUCUUAUUGUUUGUGCUAUGUUUAUCAAGAUGUGCGAAUGAGUCUCUCUGAAUCUUUCUACACGUCGAUCCGUCUUUGACCAAGAACAACAAAAUGUCUAAAUGAAUGUGCGUCCUGAAUGUGUUUCAUGACCGUACUGGACUCGUUUUAAAUACCCCGCGAGUAUCGCUGGGGUGCGUUUCUUUUUGAUAUUCUACGACUAUGUCAAGCAAUGUACACUUGUGUCUUUUCAAUGUUCUGUGGUCAACAGCGUCCUGUCUGUUUUUUGGUGAAUUGUUCAAUUCCAACCAAGUUUUAAUGUCUUAACGUCAAAUUAGGAUCGAACUGUGACCCGGCUGACGGGUUUUCAGGUCACAUGGGGGCGUUUACAAUUUGAAAAGUGAUUGUACGACCGCAAUCUGUCAACUUUCUAUGUGUUCGUUAACCCUCAACCCCGCGAGCCAUCUGUGUCCCGAUUUAUCUGAAAGAGUUUAUGUUGGUUCUUAUAAAUGCAUGAAGCCAUUAGUCUAAAUAAUCUCAGUUUUUUCCAUAUUAGUUGCCACUUUGAAUGUGAGGGGUAAGAUCUUAAAGAGGACAUACUGUGGCAUGACAAGUUUCAUAUUAACUGCUCCUAAGAAACGAGUAGUUCAGCCUUCUACAACUCAGAAACUUGUCUAUUCCCUCCCAGUUAUUUCUUUCAAUUGUAUCUUAUUUGGUGGCAGCAGCAGUCACUUUCUCUGCUGAGAGCAAUAUCACCACAAGACAAUGUGUAGAUCUGUCAGCUGGCGAUGAGAAGUUUCUGAAAAAGCAGUAAAAAUACAUUUCUGUGGGCUCAUGUUGAUUAUCUUUUAACUUUAGUUCGCUUGUAAUCUUUUGUUUGGUAUAUUUUCUGUGAAAUAAGAGCAAAUAAAAAGGAAUGUAUCUUUUUAUGUACUUGUCAAUCAAGAUAUCGUGUACUUUAUUCUUUAUCAGAAUAUCUCCGUAUAUUAUGUCCCAGCUCAGUAGUAUGUUAGUUCUGCAUUUACUUUUUCACAUGCUUUGCCCCUCUUCUGAUUUAAUAGUCACUAAACAUUUGAGAAUAUGUAAAUGAUACAUCUGUAAAAACAUACAAAAUAAAUAUUGUUUUGAUUAAA